Messenger RNA from Leucoraja erinaceus (little skate), 1044 nucleotides. Its product is annotated as EGF-containing fibulin-like extracellular matrix protein 2. Gene Ontology annotation, molecular function: calcium ion binding. NCBI's taxonomy places the organism in Eukaryota, Metazoa, Chordata, Chondrichthyes, Rajiformes, Rajidae. The annotation marks the transcript as partial. The transcript has 6 exons. The record is from RefSeq and is a predicted model, not a curated record.
UGUUACACACACACAGAUGUGGAUGAGUGUGAGCUGGAAACACAUGACUGCCAGCCCAGCCAGGUUUGUGUCAACAUGGCCGGGACCUUCUUCUGCCAGUGUCCACGUGGCUACAGUAAGGUGGAUACGGAGUGUAUCGACAUCAACGAGUGUCGGUUCAAUCAAUGUCAGCACAGCUGCGUCAACUCACCUGGUUCGUUCACCUGUCAGUGUGAGGGCGGUUUCACCCUGGGGCAGGACAGGCGUUCCUGUGUGGAUGUGGACGAGUGCACCAUGGGCGAGCCGUGCGACCAGCGCUGCCUCAACACCUACGGGUCGUUCCUGUGUCGCUGCAGUGACGGAUACCAGCUCAGCCCCGACAAACUCACCUGUACAGACAUUGACGAGUGCAGCUUCUCGGACUAUCUGUGCCAUCAUCAGUGCGUGAAUCAGCCCGGAUCAUUCUCCUGUAUCUGCCCCAUUCUGGAUACAGAUGCAUGGGAACCCGCAUAUGUUCAGACCACGGUGACACCGGCGUCGAUCGUUUACCGCUACAUGAGCGUGACGUCGGAGCGCAGCGUCCCCACCGACAUCUUCCACGUCCAGGCCACGAGCAUCUACCCCGGCACGCACAACACCUUCCGCAUCAAGGCUGGAGAUGACCAGGGGGAGUUCUACAUCAGGCAAAUCAACAACAUCAGCGCCAUGCUGGUCCUAGUGAAGGACGUGCCGGGGCCUCGGGAGUUCGUGCUGGACCUGGAGAUGGCCACAGUCAACCCCCUGAUGUCCCACCAGUCCAGCUCCAUCCUCAGGCUCACCAUCUACGUUGGGGCCUUCCCGUUCUAGACAGGACCCAGCGUCCCUGCUCCCCGCGCAACACGGCACGCCGACUACACCACGAAACAUCGCCCACACCUUCUCUCCAGAGAUGCUGCCCAUCCCCGCUGAGUUACUCCAGCUUUUUGUACCUGUAUCUCACAAAAAAAAAAGACAGUCCGUGUCUCCGAAUCCUCGGCCCGUGAUAUUAAAUCAUCAUUCAUCGAUUAAACUCUGCCAAAGUCUAAA